GUCACGUGUCUGCCGGGACAGUCCGACUGGAAAAACGACUGGAAUAAACAUCGGGGUUUAAAACGAAUAAUUAUAUCUGUUUUCUAGUUAUAACGGACGCCCUUUUUUGGAUUCAUGCUAGAGCCGUACGGAGGUAGGAGGCUGGCUCUCAGGCGAGACUCAUAAAACCCUGGCGUACAGAAUGGAGAUCCGCUGCUGCUUUACGGACUUUAUCUACUCAGACGAAGCUAAACGAUUGCUCCUUUAUUCUAUUAGCACUUAGCAUUAGAUCUUUUCCAGCGAUUUUUAAUAUAACAAUAUUUAUUUUUUAAAUUAUUUUAUUCCUCAAUCAGUUUUUGUCUUUUGUGUGUUAUUUUACGUAACGAUCUGUUUAUAACAAUAGUCUCCACAUUUAAGCCAGUAUCACUUUGAUUUUUGUUAGCAUUUAGCCCAAUGGUGCUUAUAUUAAUUUCUGGCAUAGUAUUCUGAGCUUUUCGGCUUUCUAAAUUACGUCACGUUUUUAAUUUUUUUUUUUUUUACAAAAUGAACUCCGGUCGGGCUCCUGGAAUACGACUAAUAACGUCGUUUUCUCGAGAUAGUUGGUAUCGCAGUUUUAUUCUUUUUCUCACGUUCCUUUUUUACACGGCAUACCACUUGUCACGGAAACCUAUCAGCAUUGUCAAGAGUGAGCUGCACAGAAACUGCUCCAACAUCAUUCGACCUGCUGACCUUAACAUAACCAACAAUGCUACCUGGUGUAAUUGGGUGCCUUUUGAUGGAGACAACUAUCAGACAAUAUUCGGGAUCUUGGAUAAUUGUUUCCUGGUCACAUAUGCCAUUGGCAUGUUUUUCAGUGGCAUAUUUGCAGAGCGCCUCCCACUGCGUUACUACCUGAGUGUUGGGAUGCUGUUGAGUGGGCUGUUCACGUGUCUCUUUGGCCUCGGCUUCUACUUGAACAUUCACUCAUUGAGUUAUUACGCUUUUGUCCAGGUCAUGAAUGGGCUUGUGCAGACCACAGGUUGGCCAGCAGUGGUGGCUUGUGUCGGCAACUGGUUUGGAAAGGGGAAGCGUGGCUUCAUCAUGGGUGUGUGGAACUCCCACACCUCUGUGGGAAACAUCUUGGGUUCACUCAUAGCAGGAGUCUUUGUAUCCUCAGCGUGGGGACUGUCCUUCAUCAUUCCUGGGGCUAUCAUCGCUUCCACUGGAAUCAUCUGCUUCUUCUUCCUGGUGGAGAGACCUGAAGAUGUAAAUUGCACUCCUCCUCAACACUAUAACAAUCAAGAUCUUGGUGAAGUACAGCCUCUCUUGCAGGGAACGCUCGCAGAUUCUAAUGGCGCCAUCUCCACUGAGACUACGGUGAUUGUUGAAGACCACACCGAGGCCAUCAGCUUCUGUGGAGCUCUAAAAAUACCAGGAGUGGUGGAGUUUUCUCUGUGUCUGCUGUUUGCCAAACUUGUCAGCUACACCUUCCUCUACUGGCUGCCUCUUUACAUCUCCAAUGUUGCUCAUUUCGAUGCAAAAGAAGCAGGAGACAUGUCAACACUGUUUGAUGUUGGGGGAAUUGUGGGAGGCAUCAUGGCUGGUGUGGUGUCAGAUUAUACUGGUGGAAGAGCAACAACCUGCUGGGUCAUGUUAAUGAUUGCUGCGCCCAUGCUUUUCCUCUAUAACAGCAUUGGACAAACUAACCUCACUACUACCAUCGUUAUGUUGCUGGUGUGUGGAGGCUUGGUGAACGGACCCUACGCUCUCAUCACUACUGCUGUAGCUGCCGACCUGGGCACACACGAGAGUCUCAGAGGAAACUCCAGGGCCCUGUCGACUGUUACAGCCAUUAUUGACGGGACUGGAUCAAUAGGAGCUGCGUUGGGCCCUCUGCUGGCAGGGGUGAUUUCUCCCACAGGCUGGAACAAUGUCUUCUACAUGCUGAUGUCUGCAGACAUCUUGGCCUGUUUGCUUUUGUCCAGACUUGUUUAUAAGGAGGUGAGAGGCUGGUGUGGACAUCUACCCAGGGUCAGGGGGUUUAAAGAAAUCUGAGUUGCUCAAACAAGUCAACGCACAAAAUAUGGAAACAAUUUAAUGCUGACCUCAGUGUACAGUGGACCACGUCUGAACAGAAGCUCAAAUAUCUGCUGAAGAUUAAGGAGGAUACCCAGAUGAUUGAUCCUUCCAUGUAUAGAAAAACAGUGAAAAGUGUCUCUGUAGAGACAGAGCUUUUUAUCACCCAUCUGUUAAUUCUUACCAGUCUGUUUUAAUAUUCUGUUACCAUAAAAGUGUAUAUAGUGUGCCAUUUUUAAGGUUUGUCUUUUUCUGUGGGUUCUGUAUCUUUACAAUUAUUACAAUGUGCUGUUACCAGAUUUGAUAUUUUAGAUAUUAUAUAGACUUUGGCAUGUACAUAUGUGUACAAAAUCUUGUGUUGCAGAAAAAAACAAUAAAGCUUUUUGUCCAGCCCGGGG
This is a messenger RNA of Cynoglossus semilaevis (tongue sole), 2432 nucleotides long. RefSeq names its product solute carrier family 37 member 2 (gene slc37a2). The transcript has 19 exons. Gene Ontology annotation, biological process: phosphate ion transmembrane transport; glucose-6-phosphate transport. Gene Ontology annotation, molecular function: glucose 6-phosphate:phosphate antiporter activity. The record is from RefSeq and is a predicted model, not a curated record. Bases 523 to 2013 code for a protein of 496 amino acids. NCBI's taxonomy places the organism in Eukaryota, Metazoa, Chordata, Actinopteri, Pleuronectiformes, Cynoglossidae. Gene Ontology annotation, cellular component: endoplasmic reticulum membrane.